Molecule: messenger RNA, 1709 nt
Organism: Bactrocera tryoni
Lineage: Eukaryota; Metazoa; Arthropoda; Insecta; Diptera; Tephritidae
Product: lysosome-associated membrane glycoprotein 5
Exons: 5
Coding region: 231-1079 (282 amino acids)
Cellular component (GO): membrane
Source: RefSeq, a predicted model, not a curated record
CAGCCAACAUUGCGCACCGCAACGGCAACAGGACAAGUAAUCGAAAGUGAUUGCAAAGCGUUUAUGCAAACUUUCACUCGCUAGAUAGUUCAACACACGGUUGGUGGUAGGUGCUACGAAGGAAAAGCGGCAGUGCGAAAAAACGAAAAACAUUAAAAAUAGCAAUUAAUAAUAUUUUGUGAGUUUUACUUAAAAAUCGUGAAGGAAAGUAGUUACACAGCAGUAGCAUCAUGUUGCUUAAGGCAAGCCAAAACGGGCCACAAAUUGUAGGCUGUCUGCUAUUAUUUGUUUUAGUUUCGCUUUGUGAUGGCUUGCAGCUAGGCGCUUUUACCACCAAAACGCCCAGGGUUACCAAGUACACGACGAAGCCAGCGUCGUCCUCUUCAAUGAAUCACGAUGCGACAACCUCGAUUUAUCGUCUCAAUGCCACAAAUGGCAUCACCUGCAUUUUAGUUAGUGUGGAUGGCCUCAUCAGUAUUAAAUAUCGCAAUAAGUUGAACGAGGAUGUUGAAGCUGAUCUCUAUCUACCCGAUGAUCCAAAGCUCACGGGCGAAUGUGUGGAAUCCAAUAUGGAAAUAUUGAGAUUAGAUUUCAAAGGAUUCGCCUUGACAAUGACAUUCCGCAAGUCAUCUGGUGGCGAAGGCUGGUACAUAAAUCAAUUCGAACUCACUUAUUCCUCAUCGAAUGCACUAUUCGAACAUCCCGAUCGCCCAAAUCUGGAUGUGAAACUUACUUCGCCGGCGCACACGCCAAUGUACUUCCCAACGCCCGUCGGCAAGUCAUACGUUUGUGACAAGGAGCAAAGCGUCGUCUUGUAUGCACCCAUUGAUUCCGGCGACAUGUCGGGGCACAUUGCACGCCUCUAUCUGCGCGAUCUGCACAUGCAAAGCUUCAUGUUUAAGGAAAGCGGCAAAUGGGGCCCACCGUUCCAUUGCAGCGCUACGGGCUCAUAUCGCGAUGAGACGGCACCUCUAGCAGUGGGCACCGCCUUGGCGAUAGCGGUACUAAUAACAAUAUCCGGUUACGGGGGUUGGCGCUACUUCAAAAUCAAGAAAGUGCAAUAUGGUUCUAUGGAGUAAGUGGUAUUUGGAGAGAAAAUGUUACUUGCUUACAAUGCGCUCGUUGGCUUAGUGAAUUCGUGAAAGUUAAUUCGGUUCUUUUCAACAUGCCGCCUUACAAAAGUUUACGUAACAUAAAGUAAAAUGUUUCGCUGGUGAAAAAACGCUGUACAUAUCUGGUUAAUAUGCGUUAUAUAACUGUAAAAUAUGUAAUUUUCAAUUUCAAUGUCUAAGGAAAUUGAUGCGUGUAUGCAAAUACCAAAACGGAAAGGCAAUGGCGCAUGUCAUGUAGCAAGUAAGUAAUGAACAUUUAAACGCGAUUAAAUUAGGAGAAUUGCAAAAAGUCUUCCAUUAUUGUUAAAUAAACACAAAAUACAAAAAUAAUGUUAAAAAAGCAACAACAAAAAAUUUGAAAGUAUAGUAAAAUGAAUGCGCACUACAAGAAGCAUAUCACUGCAUAUAUAUGACAGUUAUAACUAGAUUAGUAUAUAUAUAUACAUAUGUAUACAGCUGUGCUCAUGAAAAUAGUCGUGCUGUUGGGUUUUGACUAGAAAAAAAACGAAAAAUCGAGUCAAAUAUACAAACUACGAAUCCAAUAAGAUUUGAAAGUAAUUUUUACCUUUUUUAAAACUUUUUUGUAUUUAAAUAUUU